Molecule: messenger RNA, 763 nt
Organism: Suillus discolor
Lineage: Eukaryota; Fungi; Basidiomycota; Agaricomycetes; Boletales; Suillaceae
Exons: 5
Coding region: 232-654 (140 amino acids)
Source: RefSeq, a predicted model, not a curated record
UUCUAGGACACGCUGUCGACAAUGGCAACGAGCGAAUUAGCAUUAGGAGCACGUUUUCAAUGGGGACAAAGCAAGGGGCGCUUUCCGACUCGAACUUCCGAGUGGUACUAGUAGAGUGCUUGCCGAUUCCCGAAAUACUGCGGCAAUAUGCAAACUUUCAAGUUGUUAACGACAAGUCACGGUGUCUGAAAUUGAACCACUUGGCAGUGUUCACUGUUUACAUACAACUCGAUGGCCCUUGGCCUGCUUCAUUGGGUGGGUGUGUUUCACCCCGAGUCAUUUAUGCGACAGGCAUGGCUGCUGAAGCUUCUCAACUGGAAGGCGAAGGGAGUGUUCCAAGAAGCGAACAACCUACGUCAUUAUCAGUCAACUCACAAUAAAAUGAUGAACGAAAAGGAUUACGACGAGCCUGAGAAAGCAGAAAGACUCUUCCCAACUCCGUCUCCUCCACCGACGGUACUUUGUUCACAGAGGUGGCCAGGAUGCAACCUCGAAUCAUUGACUGCGGUGCGGCACGCAUUGUUCGACAACCACACUCGAUAUCACAUCUUCAGGAAUUACAUUAAGUUUCACAAGAGAGAGCGGCCCCGUAAUUCAAGCAUUGUACAAGCGCAUGAUUCAGAGAUGCCUUUGUAUCACCCCACUCAAUCAUAGCGCAAAAUUUUGUUGACCAUCUCGCUGAUGAAAACUACUACGAAGCAUAUAUCACUUUCUUCGCUAAGGCCAUCGAAGAGAAGGGCGCCUCUGCAACUUUGGAUGAAUC